GAGCAGGUUUAAGUACUUUCGUACAGUCAAGCCUCCAAUGUUCUCCUUUCUUUUUAUGGAGCUGCUAGUCGUCCUUCUUUAGAAAGUCAUUGCGAUCCAGACCCAAGUCUGUGAGCCCCGUCGAUCCUUUCUUCAAAUUCCGUUCGGAGGAGAGAAUGACUUUACUUAGCAUUAGGAGACAAUUCUUUUUUUCCCUCUCUCCAACUUCCUCUCGUUAUUUUUCAUUAUCUUUUCUCUUUUCACGCCCUUGGAGUUUGAAUGAGUUUGGCUUUGACAUGGUCGUUCGCAUUUAGCGGGCGUGCUACUUUGGACUCCAUUCCCUUACUUCUUCCUGCUCGCUUCGUUUCUCAAAUCAUAAUGAAUUGACCAGCUGAUGGGAUGCUGAUGAAGCCCUAAUCCGAAUCGAGGACUAACACCCCCUGACCUAUAAUCAACCAGCGACAUACCCUCUUUUGGCUCCUUUGGCCUCAGUCGUCUAUUCGUCUCCCAUUCGUCUCCCAGCCUCCACGCGAAUUUCCUAGUUGGUUGUAGUAUUCUAAGCCCGACUUUUUUUCCAAUUUUCAGCCGCGGCGCCAGUGUAACCGAAUCCACCCUCGUUGUUUUCAACUGAUGCUCACGAGAGCAUCAAUUAUCAACUUACCUUCAAAAGCGCCAAUAUGUCCGGGCUCAUGAGCAAACGCCAACAGGCGCGAAACGAGAAAGCAUUGCAGGAACUUGUACAUAAUGUACCGGGAAACAAUUUCUGCGCUGAUUGUCAAGCGAGAAAUCCAGCUUGGGCAUCAUGGAAUUUGGGCGUGUUUCUUUGCAUGCGAUGCGCUGCCAUCCAUCGCAAGUUGGGCACGCAUAUCUCCAAGGUUAAGUCGCUUAGCAUGGAUAGUUGGUCGAAUGAACAGGUUGAAAGCAUGAAGCGAGUGGGAAACGUUGCGUCCAACAAGAUCUACAAUGCUCAAAACAAGAAGCCUCCGAUGCCCAUCGAUGCUGACGAAGCCGACUCUGCUAUGGAACGAUUUAUACGGGCUAAGUAUAUACAGCCGGCAGCAGUAAAUGGCACGAAGAAGCAUAAUACUGGAAGUUCUGACGAAGGCACUCCGCCGCCGCUGCCACCCAAAACAGGUAGUCGUUUCUUCUCCUUCCGAUCUAAGAAGGAUACGCGCACGCGCGAGAAUUCUUUCGGCUCCCAUGAUACCCAACGCAACCAACAGAGCAACAAGGCGUCCAAGGUCUUCGGAGCUAGUGUACACCAAGACAGCCCAGAGGCUACGGCACAAAAGUUGACGCAGCUUAGGGACAUGGGGUUCAUGGACGACAAACGUAAUGCUAUGAUUUUGAAGGGCGUGAAUGGUAACCUUGAAAAGACGGUGGAAGCGCUGGUGCGGCUUGGAGAAGGCGGAGGCCCUUCAUUACCUAUACCAUCUCGCGAUGGUUCCCUACCCGGUUCCUCUAGGUCUUUGACUCCCCAGCCCACACCCACGUCGCCACGACCUCCAAUUGGGCUAUCUAAGUCGAGCCCGCCUCCUGCACCGAGUCCGGCAAGUACUAUGUCAAACAACCCUUGGGACAUACAACCGGCACCACCUCAGUCCUCGCAGUCAACGGGAACUCUACAGAACAGGAACCCUUUUUACGCUGCAAGUUCGAACCCAUUUGGAAUGCCGAAUCAACAAGCCGAGUUCAAUAUGAACCAGAGUCUACAAAACUUAUCCCUAGCACCGACAUCUCAGCAAGCGCUCUUCCCUCACCACACCGGCGGAGUGCCGACUCCUCAGCCAAUAUCGCAGUCGUUUUAUUCGCAGUCCAUGACUCCUCCGAUGCCGCAAACCCAGAGCUUCUCAUCACUCUCCUAUAAUAACAGCCAAUCCUACUCUCAACCGACUGCCCGAGCUCAAACGCCACAAGGAUAUAACCCCUUCCUACAAGCACCCAGGACUCCAGACCCGAGUCUGUCGUUGAACACCUCACCGUUCCAAAAUCAAGGGUCUUUUGCUACCAAUCCCUUCACUAGGUCACCGACUAGAAUCGCGUCGCCUACUCUGAAUCAGAUCCCUGAGCAGUCGCAGCAAAACUUCUACAAUUCGCCCCAUUCUCCAUAUGUGAGUAACCCGUUCUUUGCGACGAACCAGCAGUCACAAUCUCCCAUCCCUGUGGCGCAAUCUCAACCCCAGCCUCAGUUCCAGUCAACCCAGCAACAAUGGUAUGACCCACAGCCGCUGGUGCAGGUGGCAAGUCAACCUCAGCCAGUUUAUCAACAGCAACAGCCACAAAGAGCCGACACGGCUUCUAUCAUGGCUCUAUAUAAUUAUCCUCAGCUAGCUCCGACCAAGCUGCAAAACCAGGAUCAGAGCACACCCAGCACAGAGACGAACCCUUUUCCUACGUCAGCACACGCACAGGCGCCUCCGCAACAAAACGUUCCAUCACCUUUGUCAGGAACCAAAAAUCCUUUUAUGAACAGCGCAGCAGCCCCUGCUGCACCUACACCAGCAGCUACAGCUCCGAGCCCGUUUGCAUCACACAGUAAUCUUAAUUCUGCUUCUUCAGGUGCAAGGAGUCGGGAAAGCAUGACUCUCGGGAUGGAGAUGGCUUGGAAUAACGGUCGGCACAGCCCAGACGCAUUCGCGAGCUUAAGCGCAAGGAGCAUGUAAUGAAACGAGGUGGGCUGCUGUGUGUAUAUAAUAUAAUAGUCACAAGGUGUACCAUAAUAAUGAUCUUCCAGU
Molecule: messenger RNA, 2714 nt
Organism: Annulohypoxylon truncatum
Lineage: Eukaryota; Fungi; Ascomycota; Sordariomycetes; Xylariales; Hypoxylaceae
Product: ArfGap-domain-containing protein
Exons: 4
Coding region: 657-2642 (661 amino acids)
Biological process (GO): endoplasmic reticulum to Golgi vesicle-mediated transport; endocytosis; intra-Golgi vesicle-mediated transport
Cellular component (GO): Golgi apparatus
Molecular function (GO): GTPase activator activity; protein binding
Source: RefSeq, a predicted model, not a curated record